Sebastes umbrosus (honeycomb rockfish) is the source of this 2108-nucleotide messenger RNA. Its product is annotated as nuclear factor 7, brain-like. Gene Ontology annotation, molecular function: zinc ion binding; protein binding. The record is from RefSeq and is a predicted model, not a curated record. Lineage: Eukaryota; Metazoa; Chordata; Actinopteri; Perciformes; Sebastidae. The transcript has a single exon. The coding region runs from base 679 to 2079 and encodes 466 amino acids.
UUCUGGUAUGAUACCAGGAUCUUCACUUUAGCUUUAAAACUGAAAGACAGUAAAGUUGGUCGGGUCUCAGGGGGUUAAUAAAAAAAGCAUGUUGUGUCAAAUAAAGGCAGGGUGUCAUACUAGCCUACUUUAUGGGUGAGAAUUACAACUCUGCAAUUAUUUAAAGAUCUUUAAUAAAAGACCAUAGUAUUUGAAAAAUAGAAAUCAUACCCAAAACUUUCAGUCAGUCCGAGUCCACCCAAAGAGCACCUGAGUGAGAACCAUCCCUUUAUUUCUAGCACCCUCUGCUGUAACCCUCCAACAUCACAGCUCCAGUCAUACUGAGCAUGAGUCAGAACUCCACGAGGUCAAAGACAGCGUAUCAGCCUUCAUUUAAUAUCCUCAAGACAAACCAGGAAACAGGUUGUUAUUCUGCCUCACUGAGACGACACACACACACACUGAGAGACGGACGAUAAGAUUCACCUUCAGACCAAAACCAGCACUUCCACUGAGAGAGGACAUCUACAGGAGGGAAUACUGGGAAUACUGGAAUACUACCACUUCAACCAGCUGCUGAAUCCACAAACUGAACCAGAGUUUUACAAGAACAAAGACUCAAAGUGAAAGUAACUUUCAGGGAACAGGGAGUGGCUGAGCCGUCUGCCUGCUGUGUUUUCAGCUUCACUCAGAGACUAAAUGGCUUCCAGAUUAGAGGACGAUCUCUGCUGUUCUGUCUGCCACGACGUCUUUAAAGAUCCUGUCAUGCUGUCAUGUAGCCACAGCUUCUGUAAAGUCUGUCUGCAGAGCUGGUGGACAGAGAAACACGUCCAAGAGUGUCCACUUUGUAAGAGAAGAUCUUCAAAGGGCUUACCACCUUCUAACUUGGCUUUAAAGAACCUGUGUGAGAGUUUGUUACAGGAGAGAGCUCAGAGAUCUUCAGAGGCUCUCUGCAGUCUGCACUCUGAGAAACUCAGACUCUUCUGUCUGGAGCAUCAGCAGCCGGUGUGUCUCGUCUGCAGAGAUUCAGAAAAACACAUCAACCACAUAAUCAGACCCAUCGAUGAAGCUGCACGACAACACAAGAAGGAACUUCAGGAAACUCUGGAGCCCUUAAAGGAGAAGUUAAAGGUUUUUGAAGAAGUUAAAGUGAAGUUUGAUCAAACAGCAGAACACAUGAAGGUCCAGGCCCGACACACAGAGAGGCAGAUUAAGGAGCAGUUUAAGAAGCUUCACCAGUUUCUAGAAGAGGAAGAGGAGGCCAGGAUGGCUGCACUGAGGGAGGAAGAGGAGCAGAAGAGUCGGAUGAUGAAGGAGAAGAUGGAGGCUGUGAGCAGAGAGAUAGCAGCUCUUUCAGACACAGUCAGAGCCACAGAGGACGAGCUGAGAGCUGAAGACGUCUCAUUCCUGCUCAACUACAAGGCUGCAGUGGAAAGAGUCCAGCAGCGCCCCCUGCUGGAGGAUCCACAGCUGCCCUCAGGAGCUCUGAUAGACCAGGCCAAACACCUGGGCAACCUGACCUUCAACAUCUGGAACAAGAUGAAGGACUUGGUUUCCUACACUCCUGUGAUUCUGGACCCAAACACUGCUGGUACAGAACUCAUCCUGUCUGAAGAUCUGACCAGUGUGAGACGAGGAGAGAAACAGCAGCUUCCUGAUAAUCCAGAGAGGAUUGAUGGUGACUACUCUGUCCUGGGCUCUGAGGGCUUUAACUCAGGGACUCACAGCUGGGAUGUCCAGGUUGGAGACAGUACAUACUGGGAACUGGGUGUGUUAGCAGAGUCUGUCCAGAGGAAGGGAUACAUACCGUCUGGAUUAUGGAGAAUAUGGUUCUAUGAUGGUAAAUACAGAGCAUUCUCCCCAUCAGAUCCAUCCAUUGAUCUCGUAGUGCAGAAGAAGCUCCAGAGGAUCAGAGUGAAUCUGGACUGGAACAAAGGAAAGCUGUCAUUCUCUGAUCCUGAUACUAACACACACAUACACACCUUCACACACACUUUCACUGAGAGGAUGUUUCCAUAUAUUAACAAUUGGGAUGAUGAUGAGCUACCACUGAAGGUUUUACCAGUGAAGGUCUCUGUGACUGUAGGACAACAGAAAUAGAUGAUGAUGAUGGUGGUGAUGGUGGUGGU